Molecule: messenger RNA, 747 nt
Organism: Cladophialophora yegresii CBS 114405
Lineage: Eukaryota; Fungi; Ascomycota; Eurotiomycetes; Chaetothyriales; Herpotrichiellaceae
Exons: 3
Coding region: 1-747 (248 amino acids)
Biological process (GO): removal of superoxide radicals
Cellular component (GO): cytoplasm
Molecular function (GO): superoxide dismutase copper chaperone activity; copper ion binding
Source: RefSeq, a predicted model, not a curated record
AUGGGGAGUAUAGGGAUCGAGCCAUUCCAAACGACAUUUGCAGUACCCUUGCACUGCGACUCUUGUGUCAAUGAUGUGAAGGGUGCGCUUCAGAAAGUCGAAGGCGUCGCGAAAAUCGAAGCCAAUCUCAAAGACCAACUUUUUUACAUUGAAGGGACGGCCGCUCCUUCAUCAAUCGUGUCAGCCAUUGAAUCUACCGGCAGGGACGCGAUCUUACGGGGCAGCGGGACGAACGACUCUGCCAGCGUGUGCAUCCUGGAAACUCACGCAAAAGGCGUGUCAGAUCCCGUGCGUGGCCUUGCGCGCAUGGUCCAAGUCGGUGGCAGUCGGACACUGGUGGACCUGACGCUGCGCGGGGUAUCUCCGGGUACAUAUCAUGCCACGAUAAGGGAGACGGGUGACAUCUCACGUGGAGCAGCCUCGACGGGGGGCAUCUGGGAAGCCGUCAGGCAGAUGGCGGGCUUCGGGCAGCCUCGGGGCACGUUUGGCACUGUCCAGGUGGGUAAGGACGGACGAGGCAGUGCAUUCCUGGAUCGCUCGGUGUCUGUGUGGGAGAUUAUCGGUCGCGGCAUGGUGGUGUCGAAACAGCAGCACGAGGAAGCGUUUCAGACCGACGACCCAGAUACCCUGGUCGGAGUCAUAGCUCGGAGUGCCGGAGUGUGGGACAACGACAAGACUGUGUGCAGCUGUUCGGGGAAGACGGUCUGGCAGGAGCGCAAAGAGCAGGUUGGGAAGGGGAUGCUAUGA